GAUUGGAAGUUAGUGUAAAUUUAAUCGUGACUACAACUAGACGUCGACAUAAUAACCUUGUUUCAGUCGAUUUUCGCUCUUCUAUAUUGAGAGUUUCAUUCUAUAUUGAAAGUUUAAUUACCUAACAGCAUUAGUGCAACUGCAGUUAGCAUGGACUUUGGAGACUUAUCAUCCAGGAGCAAUCUUUUGGGAUCCAACACCGUCUAUAGACCCACUGUUGUAUCCAACAAGCGUAGGGUACCUAGUGUUCGAAGGCAAAACCACCCUUCGGAUAAUUCGCCGUGGACAACAUUCUUCAAUCCAUGGAUUGGCAGGAAAUGGAAUGGACAGCAUCAAAGGCUGCCUUCCCAAGACACUCCGUGUAUUUCAGCCUGCACCACUGCCACGAACCUUUCAUCACUUGGAGACUUCCAAUCAACAAACACGAUCUGCAAUUAUUCGAGAAAAAUGCAUUUGGAGGAAAAUCUAAGGAUGACAAUACCUGAAAUUCAACCCUUACAAGACAACAAAGACAAAGAAGAACAAUAUGCAGUGCCAGAGCUACAGCAGAAGAAGCCACCUGUACCGUUUGCCCACAUUAAAACGCAGUUGAUUACUGCCAUCGCAGUGUCUUGGGUAUCCAUGAUUAUUGGAUACUGUUCAGCCUACACAUCUCCGGCUUCCAUUUCGCUGGAAAGGGAUUUCAAUCUGGACUCUGCCAAGUUGACAUGGAUUACAAGUUUGAUGCCCUUGGGAGCAUUGGGAGGAGGCAUCCUGGGAGGACUUCUGAUAGAAAACCUGGGAAGAAAAUGGACAAUUCUACUUACAGACUUGCUGUUCCUGGUGGCAUUUAUAGUUAAUUAUUUUGCACAAAACUACGUCUACAUGUACGUGAGCAGAAUUAUCUCUGGCGUUAGCGUUGGAGUGCUGUCGCUGACAUUGCCGGUGUACUUAGCAGAAACUGUGCAGCCAGAAGUACGAGGUACUUUAGGAUUACUACCAACUGCGUUCGGCAAUAUUGGAAUAUUGUUGUGCUACUUGUUUGGUACCUUUUAUGAAUGGCAACAACUCGCUCUGGUGGGCGUGGUUCUGUCAAUUCCAUUUGUGAUAGUAUUUUGGGUGAUAAGAGAAACCCCGAGGUUCCUAAUUUCGAGAGGUAAAGAGGAGGAAACGCAGCAAGCGUUGCAGUGGUUGCGCGGACCGAAUACGAAUAUAGAAAAAGAAUUCCACGAAUUGCAAAAGAGUUAUCAGGAAGAAACUGAAACUGACGAGACAGCGUGUGAAAGCUUGAAAGUGCUGUUUUCAUUGAAUAACUUCAAACUUAUGGGCAUUGUUUUGGGACUUAUGGCAUUCCAACAGUGGAGUGGUAUUAACGCAGUUAUCUUCUAUACUACGAAAAUAUUCAAGGAAUCUGGUUCAACUCUGGAUGAAACCAUAUCCACCACAAUCGUUGGAGUUGUAAACUUUAUCUCCACUUUCAUAGCCGCUAUCUUUAUCGAUAAACUUGGAAGGAAAGUAUUGCUAUAUAUUUCCGCCGUAUCGAUGGUGUUAUCACUCGGUGUACUUGGAGCUUACUUUUUCCUUAAAGAUGCCACUGACAUAGACGUAGGAUUCUUAGGAUUCUUGCCAUUGGCCAGUUUUAUCGUUUAUGUAUUGGGAUUUUCACUCGGCUUCGGCCCAAUUCCUUGGUUGAUGAUGGGAGAAAUUCUACCAGCAAAAAUUAGGGGUCCCGCAGCUUCAGUCGCUACUGGAUUCAACUGGACAUGCACCUUCAUAGUUACUAAAAUUUUCUUAUUGUUGGCGGACGAAAUCGGUUUUCACUUUACCUUCUGGAUUUUUGGGGCGAUCGUAUUUCUAUCGUUAUUGUUCACUAUUUUCUUUGUACCAGAAACCAGAGGUCAAAGUUUAGCCGACAUCGAAAGAAAGUUGGCUGGCAUUAAAGUGAGAAGAAUGAGUUCCGUAGCUAAUCUAAAACCAAUGCCAUCUAGUUUCUAAGUAAUGUUAUAUAAAUUGACUGAUUUACUUUAAGGAUUUUAUAAUAAAAUUAUUAUGAAAUGUUUCGCCGUUUUGUAAUAAUGGUAUUGAAAAAUACUUUACACGGUAAAAUACUAUGAAUCUCAUAUAAUAAACCCGUUCAAUUGUUUCACCAAGAAUUUCAAAUUAUCUCGAACCAGUGCCCGAGACUUCGAAUUUGUUUGCUUUAGUUUAGCAAUAAAUCGUGUUUUGUAGUUUUUAAGUAAUUACUGUAUAUAUCACCUAUUCAAAGACACUUUUAUUUAUUAUAAAUAUAUUUUUAUAGCUAAUAAAAAUAUUUUUUACCAAUUA
This is a messenger RNA of Dendroctonus ponderosae (mountain pine beetle), 2304 nucleotides long. Its product is annotated as facilitated trehalose transporter Tret1. The record is from RefSeq and is a predicted model, not a curated record. Gene Ontology annotation, molecular function: sugar transmembrane transporter activity. The transcript has 5 exons. Gene Ontology annotation, cellular component: membrane. The coding region runs from base 151 to 1974 and encodes 607 amino acids. NCBI's taxonomy places the organism in Eukaryota, Metazoa, Arthropoda, Insecta, Coleoptera, Curculionidae. Gene Ontology annotation, biological process: carbohydrate transport; transmembrane transport.